Messenger RNA from Candidozyma duobushaemuli, 936 nucleotides. It is a transcript of the gene YUH2, whose product is annotated as Yuh2p. The coding region runs from base 1 to 936 and encodes 311 amino acids. Gene Ontology annotation, cellular component: cytoplasm. The transcript has 2 exons. The record is from RefSeq and is a predicted model, not a curated record. Lineage: Eukaryota; Fungi; Ascomycota; Pichiomycetes; Serinales; Metschnikowiaceae. Gene Ontology annotation, molecular function: cysteine-type deubiquitinase activity. Gene Ontology annotation, biological process: protein deubiquitination; ubiquitin-dependent protein catabolic process.
AUGUCCUGGGGCUGGAAUACCAUAGAUUCUGACGCGCAGGGCGUUUUCACGGAACUUGUGGAGCGUUUGGGCGUUCAGAAUGUCCAGUUUGACGAACUCUAUGCUAUAGAUAAGGAGUCUCUCUUGGCUGCUGCACCCGUGUAUGCCGUGGUUUUCUUAUUCAAAUACAGCAAACUCGACCGUGAGUAUGCCGCUAAGAAAUUGCCUCUUGACGGAGAAUACGAUACGGAAUACGCUGAUAAGGGUAUCUUUUUCGCCAACCAGACCAUCCAGAAUGCUUGUGCCACACAGGCGGUACUCAAUUCGUUGCUCAACAAAUUGGAUGAUAUCGAUAUCGGCGCAGAGCUCAAUAACUUGCGUGCGUUCGUUGCUGGCUUUGAUCCAGAAAUGGCUGGAGAAACGCUAUCCAACUCUGAGACCUUGAGGUCUGUGCAUAACUCCUUUUCGGCACCUAAAUUCAUUGAUAGCGACCAGCUCCCACCGCCGGAUCUAGAUGACAAGGAUGACGGUCUUUUCCACUUCAUCACAUACCUCAACAUCAACAACACCGUAUACGAGUUAGAUGGCUUGAAACAGUAUCCAAUCAAGCACGAGACCUUGGAUGCGCCAGACCACUUCUACGAUGUGCUUCCCCGCGUGUUGCAAAGGCGUAUUGACAAGUACCUGGGCGAAAUCCGUUUUUCUUUGAUGGCCAUUACGAAUAACAAAUUGGAGCAGUACAAGCACUUGAACGACGAGUUCAGCGUACAGCAGGAGCUUCGUAAGCGUGAGACGUGGAAGCAGGAGAACAUCUUUAGAAGACACGAUUUCCCCAAGUUGACAGUGGCUCUUUUGAAGAAUAUUCUGCAGAGUAUGAGUGAUGAUGAGUGGGAGGAGCUUCUUGAGCUGGCAAGAAAGAAAUCCCUAGCACGUCAAUCUCAGGGGUUUUACAAGUGA